This is a messenger RNA of Parnassius mnemosyne (clouded apollo), 1920 nucleotides long. The record is from the annotation of a GenBank genome assembly. Lineage: Eukaryota; Metazoa; Arthropoda; Insecta; Lepidoptera; Papilionidae.
AUGUCUGAACAACAAUCUCGCUCUCGUAAACGCAAGCAUGAGUCGAACAAGGAUGUGCUGAAUGCUAUCCUUGCUAGAUUGAAUACGCUUGAGGAACGUUUUACUUCGCCGCCACCACCGUCCGAGCCACUUUUACAGGCUGCGUCAACAUCUUCGGGGCAGGCACCGCACCCGGUACUGCCCGCGCUAAUGAUUGGUGCAGCCACCGACGACGUACGCGAUGACGACUCAACGGCAGUUCACGCACCCGUCUCGGUAUCACGGGAAAGCAUUGCCACAGGCGGAGACACAACUGGCAGAAUCGUGGAGGCCAUCACUUCGUUAGUUAAAGUAAGAUCUAAUAAUUAUUAUAUUUCUAACUUUGACCCUCACUUUCACAAUAUCGACGUUUGGUGCGAGGAAGUAGAUAGGGCUAAAGAAACUAACGGAUGGGACGAUAACGAGUGUUUGUCGCGAAUCGGUAAUUUUUUGAAGGGAGAAGCGCGUGUCUGGCUCAGCGAGUGGUCCAGCACCGAUCGUUCGUGGACGAAUUUCAAACAAGAAUUUAAAAUGUUGUGUCCUCGAACCCUCGAUAUUGCGUCUAUUCUUUACGAAGUGAUGACCAAAGAUUCUAAAAGUUAUGCUACUUACGCCGAAUACGCUAGACGUUCGUUGUUAAGGUUGGGUUUGGUUAGGGGACUAUCUGACGAACUGAUUGUCGCUAUAGUAUUAAGGGGCAUCACAGAUCCUCAUAUUAAAGCUGCAGCUACUAAUGCAAAGUUACAACCCAACGAUUUAGUGCACUUUUUGUCGAUGUACAUAAAACCAAAAAAUGAUUUUCCGUCUACCCGUGAUAUCACUCGUGGAUCGCAUCCUAGUUCUGAAUCAAACAUUACCCGACGGAAUGAAAAUAAAAAGGGGGUUGGCGACUUAAGAUGUCACUUUUGUAGGAGGUUUGGGCAUAAGCGUAUAGACAGUAAAAAAGCUAAAAGAAUGCGACUAGGUAAUAAUUCAGGGCCGUCGUCGUCUAACACACAGUCACCGCAUUCUGUAACAUGCUCAUUUUGCAAAAAGAGUGGUCAUGAAAUUAAUGACUGUUUUGCCAAACAACGUUCAGAUUCGACAAAACUUAACCCGCACAAUGUAAAUUUUUAUAGUAAAUUAGACAGUAAUGUUUCGAGAUCGACAAUCGAUGUUACAAGCGCAGUAAUUGAAGGCGUACCGAUUGAUUUAUUAGUAGACAGCGGUUCCUGCAUAUCACUCGUAUCGAGUUCAUUGUUGAAACAUUUUAAGGUUAACCAAAGACCGACAUACCACAUUUUACGAGGUAUAGGAAGUCAGCUUAUCGAGUGUACCUCGUUUGUGACAUUAAUAGUGGAGCUACCUCACAUAUCUAUUGAAACCGAAUUUUAUGUGGUACCCCACGAUUGUAUCAGUACUCCGGUCAUUAUAGGCACCGAUAUUCUGAAUCGUGAAGGCAUCACAUAUAUCCAACAAAAUGGUUUUCAAAUUCUGACGCGUACAGGCAAGCCUUUACCGGUAAACCAUGCUUUUGAUAUUAAUAAUGUAAACACACCUCUUAAAGGCGAAGAGAAAGAACAGCUUUUGUUGGUUAUCAGUGAUUUUUCGAAGUUCUUUAUAACUGGCACAGCUUCAUCAACAGUCACGACAGGUAGUAUGAAAAUAGAACUUUCCAACAAUAAACCGGUAUGUUAUAGGCCGUAUAAAUUAUCUUACGAUGAGAAGCUUCGCGUUCGGAGUAUAGUUAAAGACCUAAUGGAUAAAGGCAUUAUACGUGAAUCCGAAUCACCAUACGCCGGCCCCGUGAUCUUGGUUAAAAAGAAAGAUGGCACGGAUCGAAUGUGCGUAGAUUAUAGGGUUUUGAACUCACGCACUGUAAAAAAACAAGUUUCCCUUGCCACUCAUAGAGGAUCACACUGA